GCCAAUCAUAGCGAAGGCGGAAGUAGAGGACCGAGAGAAAAGUUGUGGCGGAAAAAUUAGCUUCGAUUAAAAAAAAUAGCGUAUUUUGUGUGUAUUUCUUUUGUUAAAUUGACCGUUUUCUACGAAUUUCUGGUUGGAAGAUCAUAUUCGGGAAUCAUGGCGUCCACCGCGGCGGGGAAACAGAGAAUACCGAAAGUGGCGAAGGUAAAGAAUAAAGCCCCGGCUGAGGUGCAGAUCACAGCUGAGCAGCUGCUACGUGAAGCCAAGGAACGAGAACUUGAGCUUCUUCCCCCUCCACCGAAACAGAAGAUCACUGAUGAGGAGGAGUUAAAUGAUUACAAAUUACGAAAACGCAAGGGAUUUGAAGACAAUAUCAGGAAGAACCGGACUGUCAUCAGCAACUGGAUCAAGUACGCACAAUGGGAGGAGAGUCUGAAGGAAGUACAGAGAGCUCGGUCUAUCUACGAGCGAGCGUUAGACGUGGAUCAUCGGAAUGUCACGCUGUGGCUAAAAUAUGCCGAGAUGGAAAUGAAGAACCGUCAGGUCAAUCACGCUCGAAACAUCUGGGACAGAGCCAUAACCAUCCUGCCCCGAGUCAACCAGUUCUGGUACAAAUACACUUACAUGGAGGAGAUGCUGGGGAAUGUAGCAGGCUGCAGGCUGGUGUUUGAGCGCUGGAUGGAGUGGAUGCCAGAGGAGCAGGCCUGGCACUCGUACAUUAACUUUGAGCUGCGCUAUAAGGAGGUGGAGAAAGCCCGCUGCAUUUAUGAAAAAUUUGUGACAGUCCACCCUGAAGUGAAGAACUGGAUCAAAUACGCUCGCUUCGAGGAUAAACAUGGUUAUAUUGCUCAUGCGAGAAAAGUGUACGAGAGAGCCAUCGAAUUCUUUGGUGAGGAGCAGGUCGAUGAAAACCUGUACGUUGCUUUUGCUAAAUUCGAGGAGAAACAAAAAGAGUUCGAGCGUGUACGGGUGAUUUAUAAGUACGCACUGGAUCAAAUCCCCAAACAGCAGGCCCAGGAGCUUUUCAAGAACUACACAGUGUUUGAGAAGAAGUUUGGAGACCGGAGAGGAAUCGAGGACGUCAUCGUCAGCAAAAGGAGAUUUCAGUACGAGGAGGAGGUUAAGGCAAAUCCGCACAAUUACGACGCCUGGUUUGAUUACCUGCGUCUGUUAGAGAGCGACGCCGACGCGGACACGGUCCGAGAUGUGUACGAACGAGCCAUCGCCAACGUUCCCCCCAUUACUGAAAAGAGACACUGGAGGCGUUACAUUUACUUGUGGAUCAAUUACGCUCUCUAUGAGGAGCUGGAAGUCAAGGACCCUGAAAGAACAAGGCAGGUGUAUCAGGCAUGUCUGGAUCUCAUUCCACACAAAAAGUUCACCUUCGCUAAAAUCUGGCUGUUGUACGGCAAGUUUGAAAUUCGCCAGAAGAACCUGCAGAACGCCAGACGAGGCCUGGGCACAGGCAUUGGGAAAUGUCCAAAAAACAAGUUGUUCAAGGGAUACAUCGAGCUGGAGCUGCAGCUCAGAGAGUUUGACCGCUGCAGGAAGCUGUAUGAGAAGUACCUGAGACGCCCAGAGAACUGCACCACCUGGAUCAAGUUUGCAGAGCUCGAGACAAUCCUUGAGACAGAAAGGGCGCUGGCCAUAUAUGAGCUGGCCAUCAGUCAGCCUCGUCUCGACAUGCCAGAGGUGCUCUGGAAGUCAUAUAUUGAUUUUGAAAUCGAGCAGGAGGAGUAUGAGAACACGCGUGGUCUUUAUAAGAGGCUCUUACAGCGCACACAGCAUGUCAAGGUAUGGAAAAGUUAUGCACAGUUUGAGCUGUCGAUGGAAGGUGAGGAGCGACUGCAGCGGUGCAGGCAGGUAUAUGAGGAAGCAAACCGAGGCCUGCGAACGUGUGAGGAAAAGGAGGAGAGACUCAUGUUGCUUGAAGCCUGGAUGAAUUUUGAGCAGGAGUUCGGCACCUCGGCCGACAAGGACAGAGUGAAGAAGCUCAUGCCCAAGCAGGUGAAGAAGAGGAGGAAGCUUACGGCAGAGGACGGGACGGACGCUGGAUGGGAAGAAUAUUACGACUACAUCUUCCCGGAGGACGCUGCCAAUCAACCAAACCUCAAGCUGCUGUCCAUGGCCAAAAUGUGGAAGAAGCAGCAACAGCAGGAACAGGAGAAACAAGAGGCAGAAGAGGAUGAACCUACUGAACCCACACAGCCAAGAGACGAGCAGGAGGAAAGCAGAGAAACACAGGAGCCUAUAGAGAGUGUGCCUGAUGAUCAGGACGACAGUGACAGCAGCAGUGAGAGUGAAAGUGAAACUAAAAACUAAAACUUUUCUUGACUUCCCAUGGUGGAAUAUUUACUUCUGGAUAUCUUUUUAGUUUUGAAGAAACAUCUAAUAAAAUUCUUCAACACUUUACUGAUUA
Silurus meridionalis is the source of this 2419-nucleotide messenger RNA. RefSeq names its product crooked neck-like protein 1. Gene Ontology annotation, molecular function: protein binding. Gene Ontology annotation, cellular component: U2-type catalytic step 2 spliceosome; Prp19 complex; precatalytic spliceosome. Gene Ontology annotation, biological process: spliceosomal complex assembly; mRNA splicing, via spliceosome. Lineage: Eukaryota; Metazoa; Chordata; Actinopteri; Siluriformes; Siluridae. The record is from RefSeq and is a predicted model, not a curated record.